UCCUCAAGAUGCGCUUAUAUUUAAAAUGAUCCGCAGACAACGUGUCGGCAAUUUUACCUGUGUGCUCCUAAACAGUUGCUGGGGUCUGUUUCACGUCUCGGGGACUAAAGUAAAUUUGAAGAUGGAAGAGGGAUUCCAUUACACCUAUGUGUUCAAUAUGAACGACUUUAACAACUCCGAGGAAGGGUCGGGGGAUAUGGACGACUAUGAUGAGCUCUGUGAAGGAGCGCUCAACAAUGACUUCCAGAAAAUCUUCCUUCCAAUCGUGUACGGAAUAAUUUUCGUCCUCGGCAUCGUCGGAAAUGGGCUUGUGAUUGUUGUGAUGGGCUACCAGAAGAAGUCGUCCAACAUGACUGAUAAAUACCGCGUCCACCUCUCUGUAGCUGAUAUGUUGUUUGUGCUCUCGUUGCCCUUUUGGGCAGUUGAUGUGGCGAGCAGUUGGUACUUUGGUGGAUUUCUCUGUGUUGCUGUGCACAUGAUCUACACUGUUAACCUGUACAGCAGCGUGCUGAUCUUGGCUUUUAUUAGCCUGGACAGAUACCUGGCCGUUGUUAAAGCGACUAACAGCCUGUCCACCAGAAAACUUCUUGCAGAGCGCAUUAUUUACAUUGGCGUGUGGCUACCUGCUGCGCUGCUCACUGUGCCUGACCUGGUGUUUGCGAGAGCAGAAGAGAGGGGCAGCAGAACUUUCUGCGAACGCGUCUACCCUUUGGAGGGCAACGUGAUUUGGAUGGCUGUGUUUCGUUUCCAGCAAAUUCUGGUUGGAUUUGUGCUGCCCGGACUUAUCAUCUUCACCUGCUACUACAUCAUAAUUUCACGACUCUCUCAGGGUUCCAAAGGACAGACGCUGAAGAGGAAGGCUCUGAAGACCACAGUCAUCCUCAUUGUUUGCUUCUUCUUUUGCUGGCUCCCGUACUGCAUUGGCAUCUUUGUGGACACUCUCUCCCAGCUCAAUGUCAUCGGCGGCAACUGUGGGCUGAUGCAGGGCCUUCAGAAGUGGAUUCCCAUCUCAGAAGUGCUGGCUUACUUCCACUGUUGUCUGAAUCCCAUUCUGUAUGCGUUCCUUGGGGUAAAAUUCAAGAAAUCCGCCCGGAACACACUCAACAGCAGAUCCAGUCACAAGAUUCUGACCAAGAAGAGAGGAAUUAUCUCAUCAGUAUCCACAGAAUCAGAAUCCUCCAGUGUCCUUUCCAGUUAAUGAACAAACACAGUUUUUUUAUAUGUAGAUUUUUAAAGACAUUUGAAAAAGCAGACAGUCCUCAUUUUUGUACACAAUUGUUACUUGAAAAAAAAAAAAGAUUUAGUUUCAAUUGUCAUUUCAGAUUAGUACUUUUGUAUACACCUUGAGUUUGGCCUCUGCUGGUGAAUGACUAAUUGUGUAUUUAAACAGCUUUAUUUUUUAUGCUCUGAAUCAUGUGAGCCACUGCUUGUAAAUGUUUGUGUAUAGUUUGCUUGCCGUUAUGUAUAGGCACUUAAUUGCUUUGAGAGGUUAUUUAUUGUUGUGGUAGCUUACACUGUUUUCUUGUCAUUGCAUUGAUUUGUUGAGUGUAAUAUAAUGUUCAUAAUAAACCAUGAGUGUUUUUAAAACAUGAAA
This is a messenger RNA of Alosa sapidissima (American shad), 1594 nucleotides long. It is a transcript of the gene cxcr4b, whose product is annotated as chemokine (C-X-C motif), receptor 4b. Gene Ontology annotation, cellular component: membrane. The transcript is spliced from 2 exons. The coding region runs from base 26 to 1198 and encodes 390 amino acids. The record is from RefSeq and is a predicted model, not a curated record. Gene Ontology annotation, biological process: neurogenesis; chemotaxis; G protein-coupled receptor signaling pathway. Gene Ontology annotation, molecular function: chemokine receptor activity. Lineage: Eukaryota; Metazoa; Chordata; Actinopteri; Clupeiformes; Clupeidae.